CACGCACACGCAGAGAAGUACACGAUAACACACGCACACACACUCACUCACUGUGAGCUGCUGCUGCGAUGAUCUGACUCGCAGUGAACUCUAACGAGUCUCAAUCUGGCACUGUAAGAUUCUUCACGAUCGAGAGACGUCCAGCCUUCAGUUUCAGACAGACAAACCUGCUCAGAAAGACUCUAGACGUUUCUCCUCGCUUUGAGGAAAAGACUCAAAUAUGUGAGCGACAGACCGGUUGCACUGUUCUCAGCUGCGUUUGUGUCUGUGCUCUUCCUGGUUCAUGAGUAAUCCGUCUAAACAGAUUCCUGUCUAAUCAAGCUGAUUGUGUAUGAAAUGCAGAAGCGGAGGAAUCCCUAAGGAGCUCAUGUCUGAUCUGAAGGAGCCGCAGGUGGAAGAGCGUCCCGUAAGACUCUGCCGUCUCACUCCUGCGCUGGCGAGCGAUGCGUGUGCCGAGCCGCUGAGCAUGUACGCGGCAGGCGGUAUGACGGAGUGUAAGGCGGAGGUGACUCCGUCGGCGAGGAACGGUCACCGUGUGUUCAGCUACACGCUGGAGAGCCACACAGCGGCUGCCUUCUCCAUCAUGAACGAGCUGCGGCUGGAGCGCCAGCUGUGUGACGUCACGCUGAGGGUCAAAUACAGCCAGCUGGACGCCGUGGACUUCGUGGCUCAUAAGGUGGUGCUGGCCUCGUCCUCGCCGGUGUUUCGCGCCAUGUUCACCAACGGCCUGAAGGAGUGCGGGAUGGAGGUGGUGCCCAUCGAGGGGAUCCACCCGAAGGUCAUGGGCCGGCUCAUCGAGUUUGCGUACACGGCGAGCAUCUCUGUGGGCGAGAAGUGUGUGAUUCACGUGAUGAACGGAGCCGUCAUGUACCAGAUCGACAGCGUGGUCAAGGCCUGCUGUGAUUUCCUCGUGCAGCAGCUCGACCCGAGCAACGCCAUCGGCAUCGCCAGCUUCGCCGAGCAGAUCGGCUGCACUGAGCUUCACCAGAAGGCCAGAGAGUACAUCUACAUGAACUUCAGUCAGGUGGCCACACAGGAGGAGUUCUUCAAUCUGUCUCACUGUCAGCUGGUGACGCUGAUCAGCCGUGACGAGCUGAACGUGCGCUGUGAGUCCGAGGUGUUUCACGCGUGUGUGGAGUGGGUUCAGUACGACCGGGAGAACCGGCGGCUGUAUGUGCAGGCUCUGCUGCAGGCGGUCCGCUGUCACUCGCUCACACCGCUGUUCCUGCAGCGCCAGCUCGAGCGCUUCGACUGGGACGCUCAGAGCAAAGACUACCUGUCGCAGAUCUUCCAGGACCUCACGCUGCACAAGCCCACUAAAGUCACCCCACUCCGGACGCCCAAGGUGCCGCAGCUCAUCUACACGGCUGGAGGAUACUUCCGGCAGUCGCUCAGCUAUCUGGAGGCGUUUAACCCCGGCUCCGGAGCCUGGCUGCGGCUGGCUGAUCUACAGGUGCCCCGCAGCGGAUUAGCAGCCUGUGUCAUCAGCGGCCUGCUGUACGCCGUGGGCGGCAGGAACAACGCUCCGGACGGAAACAUGGACUCCAGCAUGCUGGACUGUUACAACCCCAUGAACAACCGCUGGCUGCCCUGCGCGCCCAUGAGUGUCCCGCGCAACCGCAUCGGCGUGGGCGUCAUCGACGGCAUGAUCUACGCUGUGGGCGGCUCGCACGGCUGCGUCCAUCACAACAGCGUGGAGAGGUAUGAUCCAGAGAGAGACUGCUGGCAGCUGGUGGCGGCGAUGCUGACGCGGCGGAUCGGAGUCAGUGUAGCCGUGAUCAACCGGCUGCUGUAUGCGGUGGGAGGCUUCGACGGCACGCACCGGCUGAGCUCCGCUGAAUGCUACAACCCCGAGAGAGACGAGUGGAGGAGCAUCGCGUCCAUGAACACGGUCCGCAGUGGCGCAGGCGUGUGCGCUCUGGGGAACUACAUCUAUGUGAUGGGUGGAUACGACGGCACCCAUCAGCUGAACACCGUGGAGCGGUACGACGUGGAGACGGACGGCUGGAGCCUCAUCGCUUCCAUGAGACACAGACGCAGCGCUCUGGGAGUGACGGCGCACCACGCACGCAUUUACGUGCUCGGUGGGUAUGAUGGGAACACGUUCCUGGACAGUGUGGAGUGUUAUGACCCGGAAACAGACGCGUGGAGCGAGGUCAGCAACAUGACGUCCGGCCGCAGCGGUGUCGGCGUGGCUGUGACCAUGGAGCCGUGCCAGAAGGACCUGAGCCCGUGUCAGAAACACUAGACACACCUCCAUCUGUCUCUGCUCAUUAAAGAUCUCUCUCUCUCUCCCUCCCUCUCUCCCUCUCUCCCUCUCUUCCUCCCUCUCUCUCCCCCUCUCUCUUCCUCCCUCUCUUCCUCCCUCCCUCUCUCAGCCGGUGUCAUUAGCGCACAAUACAUCUGUUGUUCUGAUGAAGCUCAGUGCAUAUGAGAGUCUCCUGUGUGUUCUUCUCUUGAGUCGAGUCGAGUGAAGGUUAAGAAUCGAGCAGCAGAGCUACACGGGAUCGUCUGAGCUGAAUAAAGUGCCAUGAACCGCCGCCUCAGUAUGUGCUGGACUCCGACGCUUCACACCAGUUCAUCAGUGCAGUUUGACUCAGAUCAAGCUGUUCGGGUGAUUUUGUAUUUGUCUUUUUCAUGUCAGACGUCCAUCCCUCUUGAAGCUGAUGGUGAUUUUGUGUGAAACGAACUAAAGAUCCGCCUCAGAGCAGACAUACGAAAUCAUUUUUACUAACAGAAUGAGCUGUGAAGCGUUUGCAGAUUUAUCUAACUGAAUUCCAGCCUACAGACGCAUUUGAUGCCAACAUUGUUUUUCUCUGAAAUGAAAGAUGAUUUUCACAGGCUGAUGAAAUUAUGUAUUUGUAAAACCAAUUUAAGCUGCUUUUCCAGGGAUUUUGUACAUUGGUAUUGCAUGAAGUCUGUUUUUUCUUUUAUUUAUUUGAAAUAUUGUCCCUUUGCUAUUAGUGAUUCGCUCCUGUUUGUUCUCAAUGAACUGAACUCGGGCUCAUUUUUACAAAUUAUGCUUUUUGUUUCAAAAGGGAUGCGUUUUCCUUUGAAUCAUUCAAAAUUAAGUAUAAAGGUUUAUUUAAAGUCUGCCUUGUAUAUUUUACAGCAACGAAUACAUUGUACAAACGUUGUAUAUUAAAAGCGUAUGUUUCCUGCA
Messenger RNA from Sinocyclocheilus rhinocerous, 3163 nucleotides. It is a transcript of the gene keap1b, whose product is annotated as kelch-like ECH-associated protein 1b. NCBI's taxonomy places the organism in Eukaryota, Metazoa, Chordata, Actinopteri, Cypriniformes, Cyprinidae. The record is from RefSeq and is a predicted model, not a curated record. The transcript has 7 exons. Gene Ontology annotation, molecular function: protein binding. The coding region runs from base 332 to 2248 and encodes 638 amino acids.